AUGGGGCUCCCGGCACUGCUGGCCAGUGCUCUCUGCACCUUCGUGCUACCGCUGCUGCUCUUCCUGGCCGCGAUCAAGCUCUGGGACUUGUACUGCGUGAGCAGCCGGGACCGCAGCUCUGCCCUCCCUUUGCCUCCCGGAACGAUGGGCUUCCCCUUCUUUGGGGAAACACUGCAGAUGGUGCUACAGCGAAGGAAGUUCCUGCAGAUGAAGCGCAGGAAAUACGGCUUCAUCUACAAGACGCAUCUGUUCGGGCGGCCCACGGUGCGGGUGAUGGGAGCGGACAACGUGCGGCGCAUUUUGCUCGGAGAGCACCGGCUGGUGUCGGUCCACUGGCCCGCGUCAGUGCGCACCAUCCUGGGUUCUGGGUGCCUCUCUAACCUGCACGACUCCUCGCACAAGCAGCGCAAGAAGGUGAUUAUGCAGGCCUUCAGCCGCGAGGCCCUUCAGUGCUACGUGCCAGUGAUCGCCGAGGAAGUGGGCAACUACUUGGAGCAAUGGCUGAGCUGCGGCGAGCGCGGCCUCCUGGUCUAUCCCCAGGUGAAGCGCCUUAUGUUCCGCAUCGCCAUGCGCAUCCUGCUGGGCUGCGAGUCCCGAGUGGCGAGCGGCGGGGAAGACGAGCAGCAGCUGGUAGAGGCCUUCGAGGAAAUGACCCGCAAUCUCUUCUCGUUGCCCAUAGAUGUGCCCUUCAGCGGACUGUACCGGGGCCUGAAGGCGCGCGACCUCAUCCACGCGCGCAUCGAGGAGAACAUUCGCGCCAAGAUCCGCAGGCUGCGGGCGGCGGAGGCGGGCGGGGGCUGCAAAGAUGCCCUGCAGCUGUUGAUCGAGCACUCGUGGGAGAGAGGAGAGAAGCUGGACAUGCAGGCAUUAAAGCAAUCUUCAACAGAACUCCUCUUUGGAGGGCAUGAAACCACGGCCAGUGCAGCUACGUCUCUGAUCACUUACUUGGGGCUCUACCCACAUGUUCUCCAGAAAGUUCGAGAAGAGCUGAAGAAUAAGGGUUUACUUUGCAAAGGCAAUCAAGACAACAAGUUGGACGUGGAAAUUUUGGAACAGCUUAAGUACAUUGGGUGUGUUAUUAAAGAGACCCUUCGACUGAACCCCCCAGUUCCAGGAGGGUUUCGGGUUGCCCUUAAGACUUUUGAAUUAAAUGGAUACCAGAUUCCCAAAGGCUGGAAUGUAAUCUACAGUAUCUGCGAUACUCAUGAUGUCGCUGAUAUCUUCAGCAACAAGGAGGAAUUCAAUCCUGACCGCUUUCUGCUGCCUCACCCAGAGGAUGCAUCCAGGUUCAGCUUCAUUCCAUUUGGAGGAGGCCUUAGGAGCUGUCUUUUUGGGAUCCUGGAAGCUGUCUCCUGUAAGCCUCAGCACUGGGCCACCAUGCUUUAG
Messenger RNA from Rangifer tarandus platyrhynchus (Svalbard reindeer), 1386 nucleotides. The record is from the annotation of a GenBank genome assembly. Lineage: Eukaryota; Metazoa; Chordata; Mammalia; Artiodactyla; Cervidae.